Geodia barretti is the source of this 723-nucleotide messenger RNA. Lineage: Eukaryota; Metazoa; Porifera; Demospongiae; Tetractinellida; Geodiidae. The record is from the annotation of a GenBank genome assembly.
GUGGCACGGCUAGCACUCAUCACCGGCGGCACGCGCGGCAUUGGCGCCGCCGUCGCGCGCGCGCUGAAGGACGCCGGCCACCCGGUGGUGGUCAACUACCAUGCCGACGAGGCGUGCGCUGCCGCCUUCACUGCGGAAUCGGGCAUCCCUGCGCUCAAAUGGGACGUGAGCAACGGCGACGCCUGCCGGGCGGGGUCGAGGCCAUCGAGGCCGAGCACGGCCCGGUGGAGGUCCUCGUCAACAAUGCCGGGCACGGUCUCCGACAACAAGUUCGAGAACAUGACCGACGACCAGUGGCAACGGGUGGUGCGGGUCAACCUCGAUUCCGUCUUCUACAUGUCGAAGGCGGUCUAUCCCGGCAUGAUGGGGCGGGGCUGGGGCCGCAUCAUCCAGAUCGGCUCGAUGAACGGCCAGGCCGGCCAGCUCAACCAGGUCAACUACGUCGCCGCCAAGGCGGGCAUGCACGGCUUCACCAAGGCGCUGGCGCAGGAAGGGGCCAAGUACGGGAUCACGGUCAACACCGUGGCGCCCGGCUACGUCGACACCUACCUGAUGCGCAACAUGCCCGAGAAAAUCGUGCAGAAGAUCGUCGACAAGUCCCCGAUCCGCCGCAUGGGGUAUGAGGAGGAGGUGGCCCACGCCGUGCUCUUUCUCAUCGACGACAAGGCGGCGUGGACCACCGGCUCCACGAUCACAAUGAACGGCGGCACCCAUAUGUACUAG